Molecule: messenger RNA, 3376 nt
Organism: Delphinapterus leucas (beluga whale)
Lineage: Eukaryota; Metazoa; Chordata; Mammalia; Artiodactyla; Monodontidae
Gene: FBXO25
Product: F-box protein 25
Biological process (GO): protein ubiquitination
Cellular component (GO): nucleus; SCF ubiquitin ligase complex; cytoplasm
Molecular function (GO): protein binding
Source: RefSeq, a predicted model, not a curated record
CCCCGCGGCGCUCCCGGGUAGGCGGUGGGCGAUUUCCGGCAAUAAAUCCGGACGGGCCGCCGUCAGGUGCCGGCUGGGGGUUGUCAGUGCGCCAGGUGGGGCCGGGACCGUCGGCGCGCCAGGAGAGCUAUGCCAUUUUUGGGCCAGGACUGGAGAUCUCCUGGAUGGAGCUGGAUUAAAACAGAAGACGGCUGGAAAAGAUGUGAACCCUGGAGUGAGGGACUUGAAGGAGAGAAUGACCGGUGUGGCGCCAGCCACGGCACUAUCUUAAAUAGUGAAGAUGAAGAAAUAUUCAAUAAUGAAGAGCAUGAAUAUGCAUCCAAAAAAAGGAAAAAGGACCAUUUUAGAAAUGACAAAAAUACUCAGUGUUUUUAUCGUGAAAAAUGGAUCUAUGUCCAUAAAGAAAGCACAAGAGAAAGACACGGCUACUGCACUUUGGGAGAAGCUUUUAACCGCUUAGACUUCUUCAGUGCGGUCCAGGACGCCCGGAGGUUCACUUACGUGGCCAGACUGUUGCAGCUGAUCGCAAAGUCCCAGCUGACCUCGCUGAGCGGUGUGGCCCAGAAGAACUACUUCAACGUUCUGGAUAAAAUCGUUCAAAAAGUUCUCGAUGACCACCAAAACCCUCGCCUAAUCAAAGAUCUUCUCCAAGACCUAAGCUCUACCCUUUGCAUUCUAAUUAGAGGAGUGGGGAAGUCCGUUCUGGUGGGAAAUAUCAACAUUUGGGUUUGCCGGUUAGAAACUAUUCUCAACUGGCAACAGCAGCUACAGAAUCUUCAGAUGACUGAGCAGGUGGACAGCGGCCUGACGCUCAGCGACCUUCCCGUGCACAUGCUCAGCAACAUCCUGUACAGGUUCUCGGAUGGGUGGGACAUCGUCACUCUGGGUCAGGUGACCCCGACGCUGUCCGCGCUUAGCGAGGACCGGCGGCUGUGGAAGAAGCUCUGCCAGUACCACUUCGGCGAGAAGCAGUUUUGUAGACACUUGAUCCUUUCAGAAAAAGGUCAUAUCGAAUGGAAGUUGAUGUAUUUUGCACUUCAGAAACAUUACCCCACUAAGGAACAGUACGGAGACACACUGCACUUUUGUCGGCACUGCAGCAUCCUCUUUUGGAAGGACUGCCGCCUUGCUUUAUUACUCGAGGUACCUCCUGCUCUGCCCGCGUCUGCGCGCGUCCCCAGGAGGCUGGUGCCCCUCAGGCCGCACCCUUUGCUGAUGUGCGACUGGCCUGCUUGCUUCACCACGACCGGGGGUCCCAUGAGCUGCCCUGUAGACCAGAGGGAGGGUGUAGACUUGGCCGCCGGGUCCCCGGCCUUACUGGCCCCCAGUCCUGAGGCUGCUCUGUCUCCUGACCUGAGCCCCGUUUCUGCUGCGGAACGCAGUGCUGGGCCCUCUGGUGAGUGGGGUGGGCGGUGCCGAGAGCAGGUCCCGGGGUGGACCCUGACCCACGGCGGGAGGGGAGGAGCGCGGCCAGGACGGGGGCGCAGAGCCCAGGGCUCCCUCUGGGGCCCUAACUCAGGGCGGCCCGUCUCCCCAUCCACUGGAGCAGGAAUUCCUUCGGGAAGUCUCUCCCCUGGGGAGCCGUGUGGCUGCCUUCAUUUUCGUAGUUCUCAUCGCUUGCUGUCCACGCACCUCUGUGGUGGGGUCCGGGGCGUGUUUAAACAAGCAGCUGGCGACUUCUGAGCUGCGUUCCCUCCAGAAACACGCCCCGUGUGGUAACGACCCACUCCUCCCGCAGGACUCGGGCCACCCCUGCACGGCUGCUGACCCCGACAGCUGCUUCACGCCCGUGUCCCCGCAGCACUUCAUCGACCUCUUCAAGUUCUAAGGGCCCAACCGCGCCGUGGCCUGGGCAGCGUGGUAGGACGCGUCCUCCGUGACCGAGCCGUGACCUGGUGCCCAGGCUGGAGGGCGUGGAGGGACGUGGAAAAGUGCCCUGGCACCUGCGGGCGGGAGCAUCUGUUGUUUCCACCCAUGAAGUGGGGCCAGGGAGCCCAAGGAAAAUCAUUUCUACUUCCUUCUUUAAAAAAUGCUUUUCUUCUAAGUGCAUUAAAAUGUGCAACUUUGCAUGUUUGUGAAUGUGGUUCAGAAAGAGUCUGUAUUUUCAGCACCGCAUCCUGUGCUGAACUGACACUAACAGCCAAGCACACGCUUCUUAAUUGUCAAAUGAUAGUUUCCUGAUUUUGUAGUGAUCGGGGGCGGGGAUAGAUCGUUGGUCCUUGUAAGGACAUUGUGCAGAAUAUUUAUUUUUCUUGAGAUGUAUUUUAACUGUAUUGGUCGUGUCCAUAUGAAUCCUCUUGGGUACAGAAGGAACCCAGGGAAGUAUGUGCAUGUCUUCUGGGUGCUCAGCGUUGGGUUGUGAAUUGUGCAGACAUCCGAGACCCACAAAGGCGUGAGUCUGGGGCUGUGAUCCUGGGCUCAUGGCCCGAUGCUGGCAGGCAGGGGCCCUGACCUGGGGGCCAGCCCAGCGUGACCUGCACUGUAGUGCUCUGAAUCCCCGUUUGCAGGCAAAGUAAUAAAUCAUGUUUAUCUACCGAUUUUAACUUCAUCAGUUUUGCAUCUUACGGAAGGAAGUAGUAUCAAUGAUUUUGAUAUCAUCUAUUGAAACCUUUCAAAGAUUGUUUUAUUUUAAAAAUAUUGCAUGUACGUUUUAGAAAAUUUUGAAAAUAAAGGUUUAUAAAAGAAUAAAACUUGCAUAUGACCCUGCCACCCAGAGAUAGCUGUGCUUACCAGAAGGAAUGCAGGAAUGGCCCCGGCAGGUGUAGGGGAGACUGAACAGGGUCAAGACCCAAGCAAAGUCAUUUCUACUUCCUUCUUAGCACAUGGAAAUUUGCUGUUUUGCAUAUUUGUAAAUAAAGAGUGUAUUUUCACUACAUUGUGCCGAACUGACACAGCCAAGACUAUGCUUAAUUGUCAAAUGAGAGUUUCCCUCUGUGUGUAUUGGGUGAAAGCUUUUCGUAAAACCGUAAACAUCAUAUAUACUGUUUUCAUUUUAUAACCAGCCUUUUUUUCAAAAGUGUUUGUGAAAAUAUGGUUUUUACUGGCGACCUGGUACCACACAGCUGGAACAGAUCACUUUGUGAUCAGCAUCACCACAUGUGCACCUUUGUGCCUCUGAUGAUCUUACGAUAAACGAGAAGCAGAACCAGGGAAACGAGUCAGUUGUUUGUAAGGAUGUUUCCAGAGCACUGGCGAGGAUGGAAGGCGGCAUCUUUCUCCCCCGAAGAUGGACGUGAAGAGGCUGUGAGGUAGGACAUGUCUUCUGAAAGCUUAUUGGCGAGUUGUUUCUGUAUUUUUUUUAAUAUAUAAAUUUAUUUAUUUUUGGCUGAGCUGGGUCUUUGUUGUUGUGUGCGGGCUUUCUCUAGUUGAGGCGAGC